AUGAGUCAAAUAGUAUUGAAAUGCAGGCAGUGCAGGAAACAAUUACUGGAUAGCACUAUUUCUCCUAUUUUAUCAGGUCACAAUUCAGUUUUGGAUGCAAAAUCAAUAAUAUAUCCUUACUGUGAUAAUGACUGUGAGGAUAUAAUUAAUUCAUUAUACUUAGAAGAAACUAGUUUCCCAGAAUGGAUUCUUUCAAGUGUUGAUGAGGCUGGAUGGAAGAAGGGUAAAGUGAAAUGCCCAAAAUGUUCAGCAAGAGUCGGUUCAUUUGAUUUUGUCUCAGGAAGAAAAUGUAAAUGCAAUGAAAAUGUUUUACCCCCACUGCAUCUAAUAAAAAGCAAAGUUGACUUCCAGCUUAUUGAAACAUUAGAUUAA
Nezara viridula (southern green stink bug) is the source of this 372-nucleotide messenger RNA. NCBI's taxonomy places the organism in Eukaryota, Metazoa, Arthropoda, Insecta, Hemiptera, Pentatomidae. The record is from the annotation of a GenBank genome assembly.